This is a messenger RNA of Salvia hispanica, 1308 nucleotides long. RefSeq names its product mitogen-activated protein kinase kinase SIPKK-like. NCBI's taxonomy places the organism in Eukaryota, Viridiplantae, Streptophyta, Magnoliopsida, Lamiales, Lamiaceae. The record is from RefSeq and is a predicted model, not a curated record. Gene Ontology annotation, molecular function: ATP binding; MAP kinase kinase activity. Gene Ontology annotation, biological process: MAPK cascade; protein phosphorylation.
AUUUAUUGAGUUUACUCAUAAAGACUUUCCAUUUGUCUCUGCUCUGCUCUGCUCCACACCAAAAUGGAGCAGCAACGAGGAGAUGAUGCAGCAGCUAAAGAGGAGGGAAAACAAGCCAUGAAAAUGAAGAAGGGGCAUCUAGCUCCGGCUCUCAAGCUCUCCCUCCCUCCUCCAGACGAAGCUUCUCUCUCUAACUUCGUGACGGGAUCUGGGGCGAUUGAGGGCGGUGAUUUGUUGGUGAACAAAGAUGGAGUGCAGCUUGUCUCUGAGAAUGAAGUUCAAGCUUCAGCACUAAUCCAGCCAUCCGAUAACCAGUUGAGCUUAGCAGACUUUGAUGUUGUUCGAGUAAUCGGUAAAGGGAAUGGCGGCAUUGUGCACUUGGUGCAGCAUAAGUGGACAGCCCAAUUCUUUGCUCUCAAGGUCAUUCAAACAAACGUCGAAGAGUCUACUCGUAUGCAUAUAGUAAGAGAGCUAAAAAUCAAUGAAUCAGCAACACAGUCCCCUUACAUUGUAGUCUUCUACCGAUCUUUCUAUGAAAACGGUGCAAUCUACAUAAUCUUGGAGUACAUGGACGGCGGGUCUCUUGCAGAUUUUAUGAAGAAGGUUAACAUGAUCCCCGAGCCGUAUCUUGCAGCAAUCUGUAAGCAGGUACUGAAAGGCUUGUGGUAUCUUCAUAACAAAAAACACAUUAUCCACCGGGACAUGAAACCUUCGAAUCUGCUGAUAAACCACAGAGGCGAAGUCAAGAUAACCGACUUUGGUGUUAGUGCAAUGCUCAAUAGCACGUCUAGUGUGGCUGAUACAUUCACUGGCACGUACAUGUACAUGUCUCCAGAGAGAAUCCGGGCAGGCCCAUAUGGUUACAAAAGUGAUAUCUGGAGCCUCGGGUUGGUCCUGCUAGAGUGUGCAACGGGGAAGUUUCCAUUCUCCCCACCACAGCCGGGAGGGUGGGCCUUCUACGAUCUGAUGAAUGCUAUUGUGGAUCAACCGGCACCUUAUGCAUCUUCUGAUGUAUUUUCGACUGAGUUCUGCUCUUUCAUUUCUUCUUGUGUGCAGAAGGAUCCAAAGGAUAGACUUUCUGCGAACGAACUCAUGGCACAUCCUUUUAUCACUAUGUACGACGAGCUUGGCGUUGAUCUAGCCAUGUACUUGACGAGCGCAGGACCUCCACGGGAGGAGGUUCGAAUCUAACCAUGUUAUGACAAGCAUGCUUCUAGGAGUUGGAAUUAAUUUUGUACUAUUGUAAAAUGAAGACGGUUGGAAAUAGAGAAUCUCGUGAAUCACCCCCAAAUUUGGGAUGUCUUUGAA